CCCAUGGCCCCUGCAUUGGCAGGCGGAUUCUUAACCACUGUGCCAACAGGGAAGCCCCAGAUGUUUAUGUUUUAAAAAUUAAUAUUGGGACUUCCCUGGUGGUCCAGUGGCUAGGGCUCCGUGCUCACAGUGUAGGGGGCCCAGGUUCAAUCCCUGGUUGGGGAAUUGGAUCCCACAUGCUGCAACUAAGACCCGCCGCAGCCAAAUAAAUAAAUAUUUUAAAAAAUUAAUAUUAAGAACAUUUUUAAAAUUCAAAUCUCCUUAAAUCUUACAUUUCAAUUCAUAAUUCUAGUAUAUUUUAACAGUUAUUUGUAAGGAGGUCUUGGAUUAAUGUUGGGACCUAUUUGCAAACUUAAACACUUCCAGAUUUUCUUUUUGUGUACUUGUAGAUGUAAUAUAUUCAUUUUUUCUUCAAGCACUGCAUUUCCUAAUUUUAACCACAAAUCUCUUCAGUUUCCCUCAAGUUUAUUCUCCUGCCCUCACUCACUUUCCACUCCUGAGUAACCAUUUUUGGCCUUUCCAGUUUUUAAUUGUUUUAUGUACAGCGUACCUUGGAAAUAUUGCGGGUUUGGUUCCAGGCUACUGCAAUAAAGUGAAUAUCAAAAAGUGAGUCACAUGCAAUUUCUGGUUUCCCAGUGCAUAAAAAAGUUAUGUUUACACUAGAGUCUAUUAAGUGUGCAAUAGCAUAGCAUUGUGUAAAAAAAGUGUACAUACCUUAAUUAAAAAGUUGUUUAUUGCUAAAAAAUGCUAACCAUCAUCUGAACCUUUAGUGAGUUGUAGUAGUAACAUCACAGAUCACUAAUCAGGGAAUACUCUGUUGAUCCAGUGGUUAGGACUCUGCCGUUUCACCACUGAGGGCUGGGAUUCGAUCCCUGGUCCAGGAACUAAGAUCCCGCAAGCCCCGUGGUGUGGCCUAAAAAAAAAAAAAAAAAUCACUAAUCAAAGAUCACCAUAACAAAUAUAACAGUAAUAAAAAAGUUUGAAAUAUUAUGAGAACUACCAGAAUGUAACACAGAGACGUGAAAUGAGCAAAUACUGUUGGAAAAAUGGUGCCAAUAAAUUUGGGUGAUGCAGGGUUGCUACAAGCCUUCGAUUAAAAAAAUCUGUGAAGCACAGCCUGUAUUCUCUAUAAUGCUAUGUACGUAAUGUGUUUGCCCCUCUAUUUCUUUUUCUUUUCUUUUUUUUUUUUUUUUAAGUUUAUUUUUGGCUGUGUUGGGUCUUUGUUGCUGUGCGAGCGCUUCUCAUUGCGGUGGCUUCUCUUUUUGCAGAGCACGGGCUCUAGGCGCGUGGGCUUUGGUAGUUGUGGUUCACGGGCUCAGUAGUUGCGGCUCGCGGGCUCUAGAGCGCAGGCUCAGUAGUUAUGGCACACGGGCUUAGUUGCUCCGCGGCAUGUGGGAUCUCCUGGACCAGGGCUCGAACCUGUGUUGCCUGCAUUGGCAGGCAGAUUCUUAACCACUGCGCCACUAGGGAAGUCCCCCCUCUAUUUCUUUUUAAAUUCUAGUUUUUAAAGUCAGGUUUAUUGAUGUGUAAUUUGCAUUCAGUGAAAUUCACUUCUUGUACAUGGGCAAUCUGAUGAGUUUUGGCACACUUGAUCAGGGUAACCACCAAAACAAUCAAGGUAAAGAAUAUCUCCGUCACCUCUGAAAGUCGUUUCCCCACCCUGCACCUGCUUUUUUUUAAAUCAAAUUAAAAAAAAAUACACCUUUAUUUGAUUUUCUGGCUGUGCCGCACUGUUUCACAUGGAAUUCGGGAAUCUUAGUUCCCGGACCAGGGAUCGAACCCACGCCUUCUGCAGUGGAAGCGUGGAGUCUUAACCACUGGAUCUCCAGGGAAGUCCCUGCCCGUUUCUUGAUUUACAAAGUUUAAGCAGCAUCUAUGAACUCUUUGCUCUUUAAGAUGAUUCUGUGAUUUUUAAAGAUAAUUUGGUGCAUUCCUGUUUUCUGCUCUAGGGUGGAUCUGGCUAGAGUGUAUGUCCUUUAGAUAGAGUGUUGGGUAGUGAGGACAAGACCUUUGAGUUUGAAGACCCCGCCCACUCCCGGAGGCUGCGCAGUGGUAAGCGCACUGUGCUGCUGCACAGGCGCCCUCUGGAGGCCGAAGGGCCUCAUUGCUCGGGCGCUGGAAAGGGGCCUCAGCUGGUGUCCCGUGAGGCUGUGCGUGCGUCCCUGGGAGACCCGCAAGAGGGGCGCGGCUGGCCACCUCGAACUGAAGAGUCACCCUACUGUGCACCAGGCGGGGGGGAUCGGGGGCUAGAGGAACAGACUGAUUUAUUGUGCACCUGUUAUGUACCAGUACAGGGAAAUAGAUUAAUAUAGUUUAUUAAUGUAUCUUUAUUAAUAUAUUUUUAAAAAUGUGAAACAAACACAAGCGUACAGAAAAGUUAUACAUUCAUUAGAAAGAACUGGUUUUGUUUCCUGAACCAUUUGAAAGUAAGUUGUCAACCCGAGUGCCCUCUUUCCCCAGUACUUUAGUGUAUAAACAGUGGCCUUGCCCCCAGUACAGCUGUCAGGUACAAUCCUCCUGUCCCCUUCAGGGUUUCCUCGUCCCAAUGACGUCCUUUAUAGCAGAAGGACCCCAGUUAGCACCAUGCAUAGCACAUACUUGUCAUGUCUCUUCAGUCUAGAAGGAGUCUUGGUCUUUCCUUGAAUUGCGAGGAUGACAUUUCCGAAUAUCGCAGGGCAGUGAUUUUGCACAAUGGCCUUCUGUGGACAUCUUUGUCCAAUGUUUGGCGAGGAUGUCACAUAAAGGAUGCUGUGUUCUCUUUGCAUCUCACCAGCACAGAAUUCUACAGGAACGAGGGGCGUGCACGGUCCUUGUCACCUGAAUGAAGCUCUGGGGAUGGAAUCAGUUUUCACCCUGUGAUCACAGUUUUGCAGUGAAAGUGAAGGAUACAUACAUUUGUGCAGCAGCGGUCCGUGGGCAUAUCUGCAGAAGGAAAAACAUGUCCAGGGUGCUGCAGAAGGACGUGGAGCGGGAAUCACAGAUGCGAGCAGAGAUCCAGGGUAUGAGGCAGGAGCUCUCCACCGUCAACAUGAUGGACGAGUUUGCCAGAUACGCCAGGCUGGAGAGAAAGAUCAACAAGAUGACUGAUAAGCUCAAAACUCACGUGAAAGCACGGACAGCUCAGUUGGCCAAGAUAAAAUGGGUUAUAAGUGUUGCUUUCUACAUAUUGCAAGCUGCCCUGAUGGUCACACUCAUCUGGACGUACUACUCUGUCCCUGUGGCCGUGGUGCCGAGUAGGUGGAUAACUCCACUAGACCGCCUGGUAGCGUUUCCCACCGGAGUAGCAGGGAGCGGCUCCGUGUCUCCGCCUCACACAGGGCUUGCAGCAGAGGAGCGGACGUCUAGAGAACUUACGUGUCCAGUGUCACCGAAAUGUGAAGAGGCAGGGCUACAGUUCAACCCAAGCCUGCCUCCGUCAUCCAAGCCCCGUACCUGGGGUCUGAUACCCCGUUUAUUGAAACACCACCCCUGGUUCCCAAAUUCUGUGACUCCUUUUCAGUUCACACUAUGCUUAGCCCCUCUGCAGCAUUUCCUGCUAUCGGCCAUUCUUUGACUUCUGAAGGAAUUUCUUUCGGGUGUUAAAAUUAGUACAUGUCAUCGCAGAAUGAUUAGAAAUAUAAGAAAAAACUUUAAAAAAGACUCAGUGGCUGUGGAUAACCCCUCUUAACAUUGUGGUAUAUUUUUUCCAGUCUUUUUUUCUAUUUAUUUUGUAUGGUUAAGGUUAUCUGGCACAUACAGUUUUUUACCCCUCUUAUUACGUAAGCCUUUUCCCACAUCAGUAAAUUUCUUCAGGUUAGAGACGGACGUGCUGCUGGCUGUGCUGAGAGGGCAGCUUGAUAAAUUUCUUUAUUAAGGAAUUUUGAAUAGCUGUUCUUCAUUUGGGUGUGUCAUAAUUUACCAAUUUCCCUGUUAAAGGAUAUUUCUUUAAGUCCCCCGUCUUUGCUGUAGAGAUGAGGCUGCGGUACACACCCUGGUCAGCCAGUCUUUGCUUGUGAUGUGUGAUCAUGCUGGAGGGGAAGUGCUAAGUCAAAGGGGUGACCGUGUCAAAGGCUCCCAAUUUAGCCAGGCCCCGUCCCCCCCCCUCCCCCUCCCCCUCCCCGGACCCAGCCAGGAUUGUGCAGCUGGUGGCUCUCAGCGUUGCCGAGCCGAGGAGCCGGAGGCCGCCCCCCGGGCGUCCUGUGGCCUCUCUUCCUGUCUCUCAGCAUCAGCGGGGCAAGAAAGGUGUGGGUAGACAUUCCUCCGUGCUUAAAACAGAUCAUCUGACAGGGUGGUCUUACAGUCUGUUAAUACCGUAAAUAACGAUGCACGUCUCUCUGGCAGGAAAGAUAAAUUCUUCAAAUCAUUGUUUGUUGUUUUGAGUAAUUCCUGCUUAGUAAAGAAGGCAGCUCUGUGAAUCAGUAGAAAGUCUGGGGGCUUCCCUGGUGGCGCAGUGGUUAAGACUCCGCCUGCCAAUGCAGGGGACACGGGUUCGAGCCCUGGUCCGGGAAGAUCCCACAUGCCACGGAACAACUAAGCCCGUGCGCCACAACUACUGAGCCCGCGCUCUAGAGCCUGAGAGCCACAACUACUGAGCCCACGCUCUAGAGCUUCCGCUGAAGCCCGCGCGCCGCAACUACUGAAGCCCAUGCUCACCUAGAGCCCGUGCUCCGCAACAAGAGAAGCCACCGCAGUGAGAAGCCCACGCGCCGCAACAAGAGAGUAGCCCCCGCUCGCCACAACUAGAGAAAGCCUGCGUGCAGUAACGAAGACCCAGAGCAGCCAAAAAAAAAGUCUGAUCGAUUUGAACCCAGGAAACACAAACUUGGUGUUAGCCCAACACUACUCAGAAAGGACUGAAGUGCUCUAUUUCCUAGAAGUCAAAGGUAGCGGAGGCGGGAAAUGUGGGCGGAACUCCUGGCAUGCUCUCAUGUUGAAUUUCUUUA
Molecule: messenger RNA, 4922 nt
Organism: Physeter macrocephalus (sperm whale)
Lineage: Eukaryota; Metazoa; Chordata; Mammalia; Artiodactyla; Physeteridae
Gene: GET1
Product: guided entry of tail-anchored proteins factor 1
Exons: 6
Coding region: 2822-3553 (243 amino acids)
Biological process (GO): tail-anchored membrane protein insertion into ER membrane
Cellular component (GO): GET complex
Molecular function (GO): protein-membrane adaptor activity
Source: RefSeq, a predicted model, not a curated record